This is a messenger RNA of Psammomys obesus (fat sand rat), 1949 nucleotides long. Its product is annotated as zinc finger protein 431-like. NCBI's taxonomy places the organism in Eukaryota, Metazoa, Chordata, Mammalia, Rodentia, Muridae. The record is from RefSeq and is a predicted model, not a curated record. Gene Ontology annotation, biological process: regulation of DNA-templated transcription. The coding region runs from base 729 to 992 and encodes 87 amino acids. The transcript is spliced from 4 exons.
UAUAAAUGAUGUUUGGGGGGUUGAGUAGGUAAGAUGCACUGGGCUUAGUUGUUAGGGUGCCGGAGACUCAGUACAGAAGGAUCUGGCCACCUCUGCUGGUCUGAAGGCAUACACACAUGGGCAAAGAGAAAAAGUAAGCGCUGGAGAAGAAAGAGGAAGGAAGGAAAGAGUAAGAGAGAAAAAAGGAAGAAAGAAAUCUGUGGUUUUUACAGAAAAAAGUCAGCUAAUUGAAACUUGGGUACUAUUUGGCGUUGGUUUGCUGAAUUUAAGCCAACAUACGCAGAUAAAUGCAGGUAUUCUGUAGUGAUAAAAGUAAUUGACAUUUUUCCACAUGGUAAAUAAAUUAUUUUCAGCCAGAACGGAGGUGUAGAACGUGGCAAACCAACACAUUUUAUUUAGAGUCCGUAUCAAAUAGGAAUGACUUGGUGAACUUUUUCAGAGGAAGCUUCUCAUAUUAAAACACAGGAGCUAUCACUGGCUUAAUGAACUUUCUCUAGUCACCUACACCCUCCUAGUACCCAGGAGAUUCUUACUUACAUAAAUUCUGGAUUGACAGGUUUGAUUGCUCACCUCCUGCUUUGCUAUGUGAAAAUCAUGACCCAUACCCAAUUUCUAUAGAGAUUAUACCAGAAGAAAAUGAUGUGGUGAUUGUUUCUGAGCUAUUCCAUAUGGAAUGCAGUGUAUUCAGUGGCCAUGCCCUCCAUUAAACGGGUUUGAGCAAAAUUGAAAUGGAAUCUAAAGACAGAAACCCUGACUGGCUUCUACCAUGCCAGAAUGCAUUGACCUACAAUGAUGUGCAUGUGAACUUUACUCGAGAAGAGUGGGCUUUGCUAGAUCCUUCCCAGAGGAAUCUCUACAAAGAUGUGAUGCUGGAGACCUACAGGAACCUCACUGCUAUAGGCUACAAUUGGAAAGAUCAUAAUAUUGAAGAGCAUUGUCAAAGUUCUAGAAGACAUACAAGGUAUAUCAUUGUCACAGUGAAGACAUAUUAGCAUGGGGCUAUUGAAAGAAGCAAUGUACCUCCCAGAACAAUUAAAAGAUAUAAUAGUCCCCAUUUUGAGUAGAUUUUUUAAAUGUGAUACCUGUUAUGUUUUAUAUAGGAUAUUCCGACCUGGCAGCAGUGCAAAGAAUGACACAGAAUCUUUUUAAUAUUUUAAAGCUUAGGCAAUUUACCUGGGCAGCCUCUGAACCCUCUUUUUCCCUUAACCCAAAUAAAACUAGUCAGGUGUCCCGUUGCAUGGCCAGCUCUACCUCUUCAUAAAUGUUCAUAUACAUCUGUUACCUGCAGUGUACUGCUAAUGAAUUUGUCUUUUGCUUUCUUCUUCCCAGCAACCCUCUCUCACUCAGAUGUUCUGCCCUCUAUUUUGUGCCCUGCUAUUAGUUGUCCACUUUUAUUGUUUCCAAUAGAUAAGAAAGGAAGGACAAAUGUUUACAAAAUAUAUGACAGGUGAUUGGCAAUAGAAAGAACAAUACUAAGUUCUGGCCAGCACUUAGUUCUCUGCUGUCUCAGCAAUCAGCAUUCACAUAUGCUGACACACUUUCACACAAUAUACCCCAACAUCAAUUUAUUGGUUAUUCAAUUUCCUUAAGAAUACUCAUAAACUCACACUGCAGAAAAUGUAAGUUUUAGGAAUGUUGAAAUUUUGUUUGUCCCAGUUAUCUUUGCAAAUUUAUCAUGGCGCCCAGUAUAGGGGAGUUUAUGAAGCCAGUAGAUUUUGCAGUUUUCUACAAAUAUGUGGUAAAACAUCUUAUAGAAGAAAAAUAUAGUAAAAAUAUGAGCCAGGUAACAAACAUUUUUAUCAUCACAGGUAUGUUUAAAUAUGCAAAACUACACAUAGAGAAGGAGAACACGAUGAAUGUAAAAAUAGUGAUGAAACCAAGAUGUAGUUCCUCUUUACCUUUACACCAUAUUGUAAAAUUGACAUGGAUAAAAAUAUUCAACAGUGUAA